AUGGCGGUGUAUGAAGAGGAGGAAAUAUUCGAGCAGGUAGUGGACGUAGAUGACGACGGCGACGAGGAAGAGGAAGCGGGGGUAGAGGAAGAGGACGACGACGAUGAGGAAGGUGAUCUUGGGACAGAGUACUUGGUGAGGCCUGUGGGCCGUGCUGAGGACGAGGAAGAUGCCAGUGAUUUCGAGCCACAAGAAAAUGGUGAAGAGGAUUUUGAAGGAGAUGAAGAUGAUGAUGAAGAUGAUGAAGGCGGAAAACUCGAGGCCCCACCAAAGAGAAAGCGCUCAUCCAAGGAUGAUGACUCUGAUGACAGUGAUGGCGGAGAGGAUGAUGAGAGACCAUUCAAACGAUAA
This is a messenger RNA of Striga asiatica, 351 nucleotides long. NCBI's taxonomy places the organism in Eukaryota, Viridiplantae, Streptophyta, Magnoliopsida, Lamiales, Orobanchaceae. The record is from the annotation of a GenBank genome assembly.